This is a messenger RNA of Trichoderma asperellum CBS 433.97, 1651 nucleotides long. RefSeq lists its product as uncharacterized. The record is from RefSeq and is a predicted model, not a curated record. NCBI's taxonomy places the organism in Eukaryota, Fungi, Ascomycota, Sordariomycetes, Hypocreales, Hypocreaceae. Gene Ontology annotation, molecular function: protein serine/threonine phosphatase activity. Gene Ontology annotation, cellular component: cytoplasm; nucleus. Gene Ontology annotation, biological process: double-strand break repair via homologous recombination.
GCCCACGCGACUCUGACAUUUCCAAUAUCAAGCGGCAUUGGCUACUGCUUGGUUUCCAGCGGUUUACCCUCGAGAUAUGUUAUAGCCGUCUUUCUAUCCGAUUCUAUUAUCGCAUCAGCCCGACCGGCGCACCUCUCGUGCGACCUCUGUCGACCCUCCGUCUUUCACUCUCUACCGCUCCCAUCAUGAGCGAUCUCGACAAAGCGAUCGCGCAACUGCGCUCAUGCCGCCCCAUUCCGGAAGACCAAGUGCGGGAGCUCUGCCACCGCGCCAGAGAGCUUCUUAUCGAGGAGGGCAACGUCGUCACCGUGACGGCGCCGGUAACAAUAUGUGGCGAUAUUCACGGCCAGUUUCAUGACCUAAUGGAGCUGUUCCGCGUCGGCGGCGAUGUCCCCGACACGAAUUAUCUAUUCAUGGGUGACUUUGUCGACCGUGGCUUCUACUCUCUCGAAUCAUUCCUUCUUUUGCUUUGUCUCAAAGUCCGAUACCCAGACCGCAUGACACUGAUCCGCGGCAAUCACGAAUCUCGCCAAAUAACGACAGUGUACGGCUUUUACGACGAAUGCCUUCGCAAAUACGGUAGUGCAAAUGUAUGGCGUUACUGUUGCGACGUGUUUGAUUAUCUCGCCCUUGGUGCCAUAGUUCUGGGUGCGUCGAGCACUCUCUCACCUGGUAUGCCGGAUGACGACGAUACCGAAAUUGAAGUGUGCGACCAAGCUGGCUCUAUAAUCAGUCGCUUCCCUCGCCAGCGCGCCAACCAAUCGGCCUCUCAAGAGAAGCUCGAGGCUCCCAAUAAAAGCACAGCGGACAAGACUGGUCCACCUGGUUCGGGAGCGUCAGGAUCCAGCAGUGGCAGCGUGGGCAAUCCUACAGGAGCCAUUCUCUGUGUGCAUGGUGGAUUGAGCCCGUUGGUCGAUACGGUAGAUAAAAUACGACUUAUUGACCGGAAGCAAGAAGUCCCCCACGAAGGCGCAAUGUGUGACCUUUUAUGGUCCGACCCAGACGAAAUCGACGGUUGGGGCCUCUCGCCCCGAGGUGCUGGAUUUCUAUUCGGAGCCGAUAUUGUCAAGGUUUUCAACCAUCGAAACGAUCUGAGUCUCAUUGCUCGCGCGCACCAGCUGGUCAUGGAGGGAUUCAAGGAGAUGUUCGAUGCCUCUAUCGUCACCGUCUGGUCAGCUCCAAACUACUGCUACCGAUGCGGCAAUGUUGCAGCUGUGCUGGAGCUUACAGAAGAUGAGUCAGGCACCGGCAUUUUCCAGAGGACAAACGGAGAUGUUGGCCGCAGCUCUGGCGCCGUUAUUGAAUCGAGGGGUGGCCCUAAGAAUGGCCCAGCUCGACGAUAUCGGGUGUUCCAAGCUGCGCCCCAAGAUUCCAGGGGGAUGCCUGCCAAGAAGCCAGUCGCGGAUUAUUUCUUGUGAGAGAGAUCUAUUGUUUGUUUCUACCAACCAUCUAGAGGAUGCUUCUUUGCGCCCCUUGGUUAAGAUACCAUUCUUGUAUAUUUGGUAAUCAGCCCUAUCCAAAUGCAGCAGACGGUAUGAUUUUUUUUUUCUGGAGGGCGAAUAUACAUGUACUCGGGUUACGAAUAUUGCUAUGGCGUACAGGAGGUUUUCACGAAUUUAUAUAGUACUAGACAUCACAAAGAUGAUACCGC